Molecule: messenger RNA, 408 nt
Organism: Haemonchus placei
Lineage: Eukaryota; Metazoa; Nematoda; Chromadorea; Rhabditida; Trichostrongylidae
Source: the annotation of a GenBank genome assembly
AUGAAUCCGAUCACCCUCGUCGCUACACUUUGCCUGGCUUAUUCAGUUGCUGGAUAUUUUGCAUGUCUAACUGACGGAAAAUUUACAUUCGAUUUGUUCGGCGAUAUUGAGAAACCCCAUAGAGACCUCCUCACAAGAUUUCUCAACAGGACUUUCGACGAUGGCGAUUUAGUGCUGGAAUACAAAGUGGAUUCCAGCGGAUACGAUGGCGAAGUAUACAUGAAAUUCCCAUCGGUUAUUCUACGAAAUGUUCGUGCAUAUCUUUUCAAGUCCAGUAACAAGCGACCAAUAUUCUACAUGUAUAAAAUGGAAGAUCACAGUGUUCGAAGAGUUCAUCCGUGGGAUUUCAUGAAUUAUUUGACCUAUUGCAAGCUUGAUCCUGAACAAUUAGAAGAUUAUUAUUACUGA